Molecule: messenger RNA, 6010 nt
Organism: Miniopterus natalensis
Lineage: Eukaryota; Metazoa; Chordata; Mammalia; Chiroptera; Miniopteridae
Gene: SLITRK6
Product: SLIT and NTRK like family member 6
Biological process (GO): positive regulation of synapse assembly; axonogenesis
Cellular component (GO): plasma membrane
Molecular function (GO): protein binding
Source: RefSeq, a predicted model, not a curated record
AGGUGGAGCUGCCUCCUCUGUUAAAUGACACUGGCAGAUUAAAGCUCUCUGAUGGGGAAGGGCUUAAAGGCUGAGCCAAAAGCCAAGAAGUCUCUUUAUUUACGCCUACCUCCCAGCCCUUGGCAAUCUGACUAAUAACAAACUGAGCUAACAAGAAAGACUAGAAAGAGAGGAAAGAGAACAUUGCUGCAGCUUGGAUCUACAACCUGAGACAGCAAGUGAUCAGCCCCAGCUCUGUGAAACAUCUUGUUUAUAGACUGCAUUUCAGCAGCUUGCAACUGGUUAACUAUAUGCAAAAAGUCAGCAUAGCUGUGAAGUAUGCCCUGAAUUUUAAUUGGGGAAGAAAAGGACAACUGCUUCAGGAUGAUCUAGUAUGCACUCUGCUUGAAAUAUUUUCAGUGAAAUGCUCAGCACUUUGUCUUUGACCAGAGGCUUUCACUUUAUAAAGUGACGGGACUUGCCAAAAAGUGAUAUUUGAGAAGAAAGUACACAGUGGUUAGUGUUUUCUUUUUUAAUAAAGAAACUGAAUUUACUUUGAACAUCCCUUCCAGCUGUGCAUUACAGAUAACGUCAGGAAGAGUCUCUGCUUUACAGAAUCAGAUUCCAUCACAGGACAACAUGAAGCUGUGGAUUCAUCUCUUCUAUUCAUCUCUCCUUGCCUAUAUGUCUUCACAGUCCCAGUCUCCAGAGUCCUCCGCCAGAGGUUCCUGUGAUUCCCUUUGUAACUGCGAGGAAAAAGACGGCACAGUUCUAAUAAAUUGUGAAGAAAAAGGUAUCAAGACGUUAUCUCAAAUCAGUGUGCCACCAUCACGACCUUUCCACUUAAGUUUAUUAAAUAAUGGCUUGACAAUGCUUCACACAAAUGACUUUUCUGGGCUUAGCAAUGCUAUCUCAAUACACCUUGGAUUUAACAACAUUGCAGAUAUUGAGACUGGUGCAUUUAAUGGCCUUGGCCUCCUAAAGCAACUUCAUAUCAAUCACAAUUCUUUAGAAAUUCUUAAAGAGGAUACCUUCCAUGGUCUGGAAAACCUGGAAUUUCUACAGGCAGAUAACAAUUUUAUUACAGUGAUUGAACCAAGUGCCUUUAGCAAGCUCAACAGACUUAAGGUGUUAAUUUUAAAUGACAAUGCUAUUGAGAGUCUUCCUCCAAACAUAUUUCGAUUUGUUCCUUUAACCCAUCUAGAUCUUCGUGGAAAUCAGUUGCAAACAUUGCCUUAUGUUGGUUUUUUAGAACAUAUUGGCAGAAUAUUGGAUCUCCAAUUGGAGGACAAUAAAUGGGUGUGCAAUUGUGACUUACUACAGCUAAAAAUUUGGUUGGAAAACAUGCCUCCACAGUCUAUAAUUGGUGAUGUUGUAUGCAACAGCCCUCCAGUUUUCAAAGGAAGCAUACUAAGCCGACUGAAAAUGGAAUCAAUUUGCCCCACCCCACCGGUGUAUGAAGAGCAUGAGGAUCCUUCAGGAUCAUUACAUCUGGCAGUAACAUCUUCAAUUAGUGACAGUCGCAUGUCAAUCAAGACUGCAUCCCCUUUAAAACCACCCACCAAAGCACCGGGUUUGAUACCAUACCUUACAAAGCCAUCCACUCAACUUCCAGGACCCUACUGUCCUAUUCCUUGUAACUGCAAAGUACUGACCCCAUCAGGACUUCUAAUACACUGUCAAGAACGCAAUAUUGAAAGUGUAUCGGAUCUAAAACCUCCUCCGCAAAAUCCUAGAAAGCUUAUUCUAGCAGGAAAUAUUAUUCAUACAAUAACGAAGUCUGAUCUAGUGGAAUACUUCACUCUGGAAAUGCUUCACUUAGGAAACAAUCAUAUUGAGGUUCUUGAAGAAGGAUCAUUUAUGAAUUUGACAAGAUUACAGAAGCUCUAUUUAAAUGGUAACCAUCUGACCAAAUUAAGUAGAUCCAUGUUCCUUGGUCUCCACAAUCUUGAGUACUUAUAUCUUGAAUAUAAUACAGUGAAGGAAAUAUUACCAGGAACCUUUAACCCAAUGCCUAAACUUAGAGUCCUGUAUUUAAAUAAUAAUCUGUUACAAGUUUUACCACCACAUAUUUUUUCAGGGGUUCCACUAACAAGGAUAAAUCUUAAAACAAACCAGUUUACUCAUCUACCUGUAAGUAAUAUCUUGGAUGAACUUGAUUUACUGACCCAGAUUGACCUUGAGGACAACCCCUGGGAUUGCUCCUGUGACCUUGUUGGAUUGCAGCAAUGGAUACAAAAAUUAAGUAAGAAUGCAGUGACAGAUGACAUCCUCUGCGCUUCUCCAGAGCACCUAUACAAGAAGGAAUUAAAAGCAUUGAAUAGUGACCUUCUUUGCCCAGGUUUGGCCAACAACCCAUCCCUGCCAACUCAGACUAGCUACAUAAUUGUCAAUACUCCUACAGCCGAUACUGUUUUAAGAUCACUUACCGAUGCUGUGCCACUAUCCGUUUUAAUACUGGGACUGCUGAUUGUUUUUAUAACUAUUGUGUUCUGCGCGGCAGGGAUAGUGGUUCUUGUUCUGCAUCGUAGGAGAAGAUACAAAAAGAAACAAGCGGAUGAGCAGAUCAGAGACAAUAGUCCCGUACAUCUUCAAUACAGCAUGUAUGGCCAUAAAACAACUCACCACACCACUGAAAGACCCACUGCAUCACUGUAUGAGCAGCACAUGGUGAGCCCCAUGGUUCAUGUCUAUAGAAGUCCAUCCUUUGGCCCAAAGCAUUUGGAAGUGGAAGAAGAAAAGAAUGAGAAAGAGGGAAGUGAUGCAAAACAUCUCCAAAGAAGUCUUCUAGAACGGGAAAAUCAUUCGCCACUCACAGGCUCAAAUGUGAAGUACAAAACCACAGACCAGUCGACUGAAUUUUUGUCCUUCCAAGAUGCCAGUUCAUUGUAUAGGAACAUUUUAGAGAAGGAAAGAGAACUCCAGCAACUGGGAAUCACGGAAUACCUAAAGAAGAACAUUGCUCAACUCAAGCCUGAUAUGGAGGUACACUAUCCAGGAGCCCACGAAGAGUUAAAAUUAAUGGAGACAUUAAUGUACUCGAGGCCAAGGAAAGUCUUAGUGGAACAGACAAAAAAUGAAUAUUUUGAGCUCAAAGCUAACUUGCAUGCUGAACCUGACUACUUAGAGGUCCUGGAGCAGCAAACAUAGAUGGAGAGUUUGAGGGCUUUUGAAGAAAUGCUGUGAUUCUGUCUUAAGUCAAAAUCUUGUAAAUAAGUGCCUUACAUGAGUGUGUCAUCAAUCAGAAUUUAAGCACAGCGGUACUCCUGUGGAAAAAAAAAGAAAGAAACUCAGGGAUCACUGGGAGAAGCCAUUGCAUUGUCUUUUGGCAAUUUUGUCUGUCCCCAACAAAACAAAUCCUUGCAUGUAAAUCAUUCAAGGAUGAUACUUAAUAGUGUUUCUCAGAAGUCCUCUUGCACAUCUAAAAGAGCUGACUAUUCAAGUAAUCCUAUUUUUCUUGAAUUACUUUACUUGUGGAUUGGAUAGAAUUGGAUCUUGUCAUUUAAAAAUCAUACUUGUAUAUGUAGUUAUAAUAUGUAAGGAAUAUAUUGUUUAUAUAACCAGUAUAAGUACUGAAAAAAUGUACAUUGUCAAAUGCACCUAAUUUUAUUUAAAGGAAUUGGACCUUUAAAAUUACAAAUAGUAAAGAAAAAAAUGAAAGGUUGAGUUAUAUAGGCUAGGAGUGAGCCAAAACCUUGAACAUUUGAGGAUUAAAAAAAAUGCCCCGGCUAUGCUUUCUGAAUUUAAAAUUAAGAAUGAUUAGUAGUACAGGUGGAAUAAAUAAGCAAACUUUUUGGGUUUUCUGCACAUUUUGUGUAGACAAUCUUACUGUCAAUGCUGCUGUGAACUAAGGUAUGUCAUUUGUGCUCAAAGUUUAAGUCUUAUUCUUGGAGUAUUUUUAAAAUGCUACUGAUAUUCAACUGUAAAUAUGAUUAGUGCAUCUAUUAAGUUUCGUUUCCUUUAUAGCAUUGAUCCUUUGUAAAUUUGAAUGACCAUGAUAGAAAUAUGUUUCUUGUGGCAAGUAUUUCACAGGUGUAAAACAAAUAGGAAAAAAUGUUAUUUUAUAUUUUUAUUGAUGUAUAAUGAUAGUUGCCAUAAAUUAGUAGCAAAAGGCACUUCUGAAGGUAAGUGGUUUAAGUUGCCUCAAGAGUGGCACAAUGUAGCUUUAUUUUACAAGAAAGUAUAGCUAGAUUUCUAUGAACUAUUUAUUCUGUACAGUUUUGUAUAUUUUUGGUUCACAAAGGUAAUUAUUCUUGGGUGCCUUUUAAGAAAAUUAAGAAUAAAACUCACUACAAUAAAACUAAAAUGAGAACCUUCUUUUUAAAUGUACUUUCUUCAAUUAGUCUAACCUGUAAUUCAAUCAAGUCAAGAUGAACACACACUCCCAUACACAUACAAAUGCAAAAUGAGAUUUCUGCUUGUUGUCAUCCACAAAGAAUCAUCAUGUCCACCAUCUGCACAAAGGCCAUUCAAUGUCUGGGUGUGACUGACACAGAGCCAAACUUGAAGUCUGACCAGUAGUUCUUGUUUUUCAGCCAACCAUUUUCCCAAUCGCCACAAAUAAAAGUUAUUUAUUUUUCUUCUUUGUGAUUAUACAGUCAACCAUGCAGCAGAUUUUCACAACACAAAGUGGGAUUAAUCAAGGUGAUCUAGUUUGUUUUUUGAACACCAUGCAAAUCUAUGCACAAGGUUAGGAUAGACUCUAUUUCCUAUUAGGAAGAUAUUUCUCUAAUUUAGUUAGUUCUAUAUUAGUGAUUCCUGAAUGUUCUAUUAAAUGUUUUGGUUUUCAACACUCAAAUGCUCUAUUAGGAAAAUAGAUUAUUUCUUUGAUUUUGAGUUAGAAGACUUCCUGUUGAUGAAAACAGUAGGGGCCUUUGCUGCAUGGUGUGAAGACUAAGUAUAAAUCUAUUAGGAUAUCAUAUCACUAAGGUUUUCUUUUAAAUCAUUGAAUUAUAAAUAGAAAACAAUAAAAAAUGAUGUUAAAAGGUUCAUUGUAAACCUAAAUUUCUCCAUUAGUUUACAAGGUUGGAAAGGAUAAUGGUGAUAAUUCUUUUGUAAGUAACACUAAGGGGAAAUUUGUGUGCAUAUGGAUAUACUUAUCCACUAAAAAAUAUUCAGCACAGUAAGGAAUAAUAAACCUCUAAAACAUUAUUUUGAAAGUUACCUUUUAAAGAGAAAAACAAAGCAAGAGCAGCAUUCAUGUUAUUGCACUUCUCAGAGUAUCUGCCAAUAUUUUCUGAUUCCAAUCAAAUGCAUAAAGGUAUUAGAAAGACUUAAGAAAUUCCCAUGCCUGGAGGACCGUUGGAAGGGCUCCAUGAAUACAGACAGAGACAUGUCCUCAAGAACAUUCUCUUUCAGAUGAGGAAAAUGACUUUUUAAAAAAACUUGAUUCAUUUUCAAUUGUCUGAAGUAGUAAUGUUCAUUCUUCAAUUUAUAAUUAAGGCAGAACAAAGUUGUUUACAAAGUCAUGUAAAUAUGUCCCCCAAAUUAAAUACAACCCCAAGAUUAAAAGCCUGUGGGAGUCAGGAUACAUCUUAUAAGGAUGCAAAAAUCAUUACAGUUUCCAAAGGUUAAGAGAUUUUAAAGGCUUAAAAGUUUCACUCAUGAUGGAAUAUUUCUUAUGUGAUCUGGUUCACUGCAAAGAGAUGAGAGUCGAAAAAGCUAGUGUAAUAUAUUUCCUGUUUACUUACCUAAGCAGUCAGCGUGGUCUGUUUUUGUAAUUAAUUGAUAGAUACAGAGUCCCAAGUCCUAAUUCAGUAUCCUCAACCUUAUUUACAUACCUGAGCAUUCUAAAAAUAAAUUAGACUGUUAAUUAUCCUACAAUUUUUUAAAUUUAUUUAAACAGAAGUUACAAUUUGCUCAUUGUACAUCAGUACAAGUUCUCAUUUAAGUCACAAUCUUGAAUUUUGUUAAAUAGAGAUACAAGUGUAUAAUCAUACCAGGUUAAAUUUAUUAAAUUCUGUCAAUCUGUUAGACAUAGAUUGUGUUAAUCCCAAUUUAAUAAAUACGUUUUCACUAAAUUACCAUGAAA